GUUGUCAUAAAUCGUUGAUGAGAAUUACUUUUCGUCCUCCCCAAUCUUAUUUAGUAUAGUCUAAUAUAUUAUAAUUUAUGCAUAUUUUAAGAACCAAAAAAAACACUUCUAUUUUUCUGAUAAUAUCUCCCCAUUUGAACAAUUGUGAAAGAACUGUCAUAAGUGGAUUGAUUAUUGCCACCGGCGUAAGAGAGAGAGCGCACACAAUGGACCACCAGAGAAACAACGAGAGCACGUGCUCGGUCUGAGACUGAAAGCACCACAGCGGGGCCAAAGCCCUUUGGCUAGAGUUGCUGACAAGGUGUAACCCUUUACAUCAGGAACCCAUCACCCACCGCCACCCCUUCCCCUCCUGUCCUAUCCUGGGCAACCCAUUUUGCUUCCCUACUGACUGACUGACUGACUGACUGACUGACCGACAAGGGGGGUCGUCCCCAUGCACCUAAAGGUACAAACUCCCAGUAAACAGUCACAACGUUACCAACAUCAGACAGGACGUCAACAGGAGUUCCUGAGAAAUCUCCCUGCUUUUUCAUCGGUCAACAGCUUUUAUUUUCGGAAUUGGCAGGCAGGCAGAAGCAGCCGAGCGUCACAGGAAGAACCCUAAAAGCACUCAGCUCAGCAGGUCUACAGAGUACCGAGGGCCCAACAGGGAGGACGUGAUGGUCGAGAGUGACAGAGAGUUGUCCUCCAUGGCGCAGGCGCUGUGGGACAAUGACGUCAACCGGCUCCAGCCUGGCAAAGACUACAGGAUCUCUCUUCAGGGUAAAGCCGGAGAGAUGGCCGUGCUCAACGACGACAACGACGGGGCUGGGUACCCCCUCUUCACCUUCGUGGAUGAAAACAUCUUCAAGAAAGAGACCUUUUUAGCUUUCAUUUCUCUCCUGGAUAACUACGUGAGUGCUACCGGAGAGCCCGAGAUAGUGACCCCAGAGGAGGAGGCGGAGAACCACAAGUUCCUGGACUCCCUCGUCCAGACGCCCACCAUGAAGAUAGCCCAUAAGUACCUUGUGGAUAAGAAACUCUCUCCGGAGAACGAGACAGACUUUAAGAAGCAGCUGUACACGAUCUGGUUUGAACUUUACGCCCGGAAAGGAGCCAGCAGGCCAGACUCCUCGGGGUUCGAGCAUGUGUUUGUCGGUGAGACCAGACGCGGCCGCACUGUCAUUGGAUUCCACAACUGGAUCCAGCUGUACCUGCAGGAGAAGCUGGGCCACAUCGACUACAAAGGCUACAGUGUCAACGCCAACUCCCCACAGCCCGACGAGAACAAGCACAUCAUGGCCCUGCAGUUCAGCUGGAAGGAAGGCUUCAAGCCCAAGGGCAGCAUCUUCAUCGGGGUCAGUCCUGAGUUUGAGUUCGCCCUCUACACCCUCUGUUUCCUGAGCUCCCCCAACGAGCGCGUCAAGGUUCAGUUCAGCCUGUACGACGUGGAGGUCGUCUGCGUCCACCACAACCAGAAGCACAUCGGCACCACCUACCCAAUGCUGAUCAGAUACCAGAACCUCCACCAGUGAGCCGCCGCUUCAACCCUCACAGACAGUCGAGUCCUUUCACGGCUUAUAUAAAGAGUGUCACUGGUGUUGUUGAUGUCUUUUUAUUACAAAGUUAAAGAUACAAUAAAACUUCACCAGACCCCA
Molecule: messenger RNA, 1640 nt
Organism: Gadus macrocephalus (Pacific cod)
Lineage: Eukaryota; Metazoa; Chordata; Actinopteri; Gadiformes; Gadidae
Gene: endou2
Product: endonuclease, polyU-specific 2
Exons: 7
Coding region: 663-1517 (284 amino acids)
Molecular function (GO): RNA endonuclease activity
Source: RefSeq, a predicted model, not a curated record